AUUUAUUUAUUUUUUGUAAUUUUUAUUAUUUUUCACAUUACAAAAAUCCAAUAGAAUUCCAUAGUUCCCACUUAACACUCCGACCAGACUAGUCCCAUCCUUGCCCUUGAGAUUUUUGGACACUUGCUUCUAUCUCUCUCCCUAUUUUUUAUCUCUCUUUCUUUCUCUGAAAAAGCAUUUUUGCUCUUUCUUUGUCUUUUUAUUCAUUUCUUCCUAUAAUUCUUGAUCACAAUCUCCUUUCUUUUGCAUCUCUCUCUCUCUCUCUCUCUUUCUCUUUUUCUUUUUCUUUUUCUAAAUUCUCUAUCCCUGAUCUGGCUAUACAUCUCCAAAGUAUUUUAAAGCAGUGGUACCAAAAAUGUCACUGGAAAUGAUGGCUUCCGAACGUGUUUGUUAUGUUCACUGCAACUUCUGCAACACCAUCUUAGCGGUUAGUGUUCCAUGCAGCAGCUUAUUUACCAUAGUGACAGUGAGAUGCGGGCAUUGUGCCAAUUUGCUGUCCGUUAACAUGGGAGCUUCACUUCAAACAAUUCCUCCUCAGGAUCCCACCCAGUUGCAGAAACAGAUUCAAAGCACAGAUGAUUCAAGUGGCAAGGAGAGUGGCUCAUCUUCCAAAUGCAACAACAAGCUCUCUGCUAUUGAGUCUGUAGAGCAUGAACAACCUAGAUUACCUCCCAUUCGCCCGCCAGAAAAGAGACAGCGGGUUCCAUCAGCAUAUAACAGGUUUAUCAAGGAGGAAAUCCAAAGGAUUAAAGCUAGUAAUCCUGACAUAAGUCAUAGGGAAGCUUUCAGCACAGCUGCAAAAAAUUGGGCACAUUUUCCUCACAUACACUUUGGUCUAAAGCUGGAUGGUCCAAACAAGCAAGCAAAGUUAGAUCCGGCAAUAGCCGGAGAUGGAACUCAAAAGCCUAAUGGAUUCUACUAGGUUUAAAGAGAGAGAGCAGCAUCAAAUUUGAUUUUAUGGUACACUGUGAAUAGCAGCUAGUUUUUCAUCAAUGUAUCAUAUACAUGUAUUCCAUUAUCAUCAGCUUGGUGACGUUUCCUAACCUUUUGGGGGCGCCCUCUUUAAAACCUUAAAAUAGUACUCUCUCUCUCUCUCUCUCUCUCUCUCUCCCCCUUUGUUUUUUAAAAUUUAUUUAUUUUUAUCAUUAUCGUAUAUUAUUAUGAGUGAUUUUCCCUUUCCAAAACUGUCAAGGACGUGACUGCUAUUCUUGUUAUUGCAUUAAUUAUGUUUGAACUUCGUUCCCUUUGUUUUAUUUAAUUUUAAUUUCUUUAGAGACCAUCUUAAAUAUGUAAUCAUGAUUAUAAUAAUAUUAUUAAUUUGAUUCCUUAAUUAGAAUAA
Ziziphus jujuba (common jujube) is the source of this 1339-nucleotide messenger RNA. RefSeq names its product putative axial regulator YABBY 2. The record is from RefSeq and is a predicted model, not a curated record. Gene Ontology annotation, biological process: cell fate commitment; multicellular organism development. The transcript has 6 exons. Gene Ontology annotation, cellular component: nucleus. NCBI's taxonomy places the organism in Eukaryota, Viridiplantae, Streptophyta, Magnoliopsida, Rosales, Rhamnaceae. The coding region runs from base 356 to 922 and encodes 188 amino acids.